AUGGGGCAGGGCCAGUCCGUCCCGACCACCCCUUUGCAAUGUCUUCUGAAUAACUUUUCUGAUUUCUUUGAGAGGGCUUCCGGAUUCGGGGUCUCUGUUAAGCCAGGGACCCUCCGGACCCUUUGCGAAUUAGAGUGGACCUCCUUUGAUGUGGGAUGGCCCUCAGAGGGCUCUUUUGAUUUAAUCCUGAUUAGGAAUGUGGAGGCUGUGAUCCUUGGGAAUCCCAGACACCCAGAUCAGAUUCCAUAUAUAGAAACGUGGCUGGACAUCGCCAAAACAAAACCUAGUUACAUUAAACAGUGUCAACGGAAACUCCCAGGAUCCUGGUGUCCGUCCCUCCUUAUGGUUAAAAAGGGCGGAGACAGAUCGCCCCUCACCCCAUCCACAAAGCCCCACAUCCUCACGGAUGUUCAGACGGGGCCGGAGGACGCUCUGUACACAUGGACUCGACCACCUCCUUAUGCCCCGAAUUCCCAGGCUUCCAGGAGCCAGCCCCACACUUCCCCCAGUCCGUCCCGAACGUGGAGUGGACUCCUGUACGGUCCCCGUCCACCUGUUCUUCCAAAGUCCUCUAGCCCCAGCGUGUCGCCGUCCUCCCCCGAUCCCGGCCCUGAGCCCUCCACUCUGUUGCCCCUCCGGGAGCUAGCCCCCAUGCAGGGGGUGGACCGUCUGUUUAUGGUUUAUGUCCCUUUUUCCACAAGUGAUCUGUAUAAUUGGAAGCUACAGAAUCCUCCCUUCUCUGAAAAACCACAAGGUUUGAUCUCGUUGCUAGAAACAAUUUUUCGCAUGCAUCGCCCUACUUGGGAUGACUGCCAGCAGCUCUUGCAAGUUCGCUUUGCUUCCAAGGAGCACGACUGGAUUCACCUCGAGGCUCGGAAGCAGAUUCUGGGUGCAGGCGAUCAACCCACCACUGACCCGGUUAUUCUGGAAUCGAGCCUCCCAGCCCAACGGCCCAACUGGGAUCCAAAUACGGUCGCUGGGGAAGGAGCGCUGAUCAGGUACCGCCAAUUUCUUCUGCAGGGUCUCCGCGGUGCAGCGCGGAAACCCACCAAUUUGUCUAAAGUAAGCGAGGUAGUUCAGGGCCCCCAGGAAUCCCCCGCCGCUUUCUUGGAACGCCUACUUGAGGCAUAUAGGCAAUACACACCUAUAGACACUUGGGUGCCCAAGAACGCAAGGGCAAUUAACAUAGCCUUUGUCACACAGUCGGCCCCAGAUAUUAGAAAAAAGAUUCAAAAGCUAGACGGUUUUGAGGGAAAGAAUCUCAGUGAACUAGUCGAGAUAGCUCAGAAGGUUUUUAAUAAUCGUGAGGACCCAGAAGUUGAGGGCACAAAGAAAUUAACCAAAGUCGUCUUAGCAACCAUGCAGGAAACUAGCGACAGGAAUCGAGGGACUCCACGAAGGAAUGGGGGUCGCCCUCACAUAGAAAAAGACCAAUGCGCCUAUUGCAAGGGGAUGGGCCACUGGAAAAACGAGUAUCCCCGAAAAGGGACUAUAACCCAUUCCUUCUUGGUAAUCCCCGAAUGUCCCUUCCCCCUCCUGGGACGAGAUCUCUUAAGAAAAUUACGAGCCUCGGUGUCAUUCCAAGAGGACGGCACCUACCUCAGCCUGGGCUUUCCACAGCCUGCUGCCCUUCUGCUAACGGUGCCCUUGCAAGAUGAGUAUCUCUUCUUCGAAAGUCAGGUGCCAGAAAGCCCCUCGGAGGUUUUAAAGGAGCUCCAAAAAGAGAUUCCGGGAGUAUGGGCCGAAAAUAACCCCCCGGGACUGGCAACUCAUCAGACACCCGUCGUAGUACAGGUUAACAGUUCGGCCACCCCGUUUCGGAAGCCCCAAUACCCCAUCCCAGCCAGGGCGAAAUCAGGAAUACGUAAGCAUAUACAGAGACUGUUAGAAGCAGGAAUUUUAGUGCCCUGCAGGUCGCCAUGGAACACCCCGCUGUUACCCAUUAAAAAGCCCAGAACCGAAGACUACCGGCCAGUUCAGGACUUGCGUGAGGUAAACACCCGAGUAGAGACUGUCCACCCAACUGUGCCAAACCCUUAUACACUACUCAGUCAGCUGCCACCAGACCGGGAGUGGUACUCGGUCUUGGACUUAAAAGACGCUUUCUUUUGUAUACCGCUGGCUCCGGUGAGCCAGCCCCUUUUCGCUUUUGAAUGGACAGAUCCGGACCAAGGUUUCUCGGGCCAACUUACGUGGACCCGGCUGCCGCAGAUGUUCAAGAACUCCCCUACCCUUUUUGACAAAGCGCUGAGUAAGGACCUUUUUCCUUUCCGGGAAACCCAUCCCGAGGUUACCCUUUUGCAGUAUGUGGAUGACUUGCUCUUGGCGGCGGAAUCCGCGCCGGCGUGCCUGCAGGCGACUCAAGACCUCCUGGCCGCUCUGGACUCCAUGGGGUAUCGAGUUUCGAUAAAGAAGGCACAGAUCUAUAGUCAGAAGGUGACCUAUUUGGGAUACGAUCUAAGCGGGGGAAAACGGACACUGUCGGCCAGCCGAGUCCGAGCAAUCCAGAAUAUUCCCAUGCCUUCGACCAAACGGCAAGUCAGAGAAUUCUUGGGCAUGGUAGGAUACUGCCAGCUGUGGAUCCCCGGCUUUGCCGAGAUAGCGAAACCCCUCUAUACCAGCACGGGAGGAAAAGGUGACUCCCUUAUGUGGACUGAGAUUGAGCAAUCAGCAUUUCAGGCUCUUAAAAAGGCUAUUACCACGGCCCCUGCUCUAGCCCUACCCGACCUUAAGAAACCCUUCCAACUCUUCGUGGCCGAGGCUCGAGGUAUAGCGAAGGGAGUUUUAACCCAGACUUUGGGGCCAUGGAGACAGCCGGUUGCAUAUUUAUCAAAACGACGAGACCCAGUGGCGGUGGAGUGGCCCACUUGCAUGAGGGCCAUCGCCGCGACAGCGGUCCUGGUGAAAGAGGCUAAGAAACUGACCCUGGGCCAGGACCUCCAAGUCACUGGGGCGCACGCCGUGGAAACCCUCCUCCGCAGCCCUCCAGAUCGGUGGAUCUCCAACGCCCGAGUGACUCAGUACCAGGUACUUUUAUUAGACCCGCGGGUCACCUUUUCCAAAGCAGCGGUCCUUAAUCCAGCGACCCUACUGCCAGACGAUCAACCCGAGAGUCCACACGAUUGUGCUGAAAUCCUCGACUCCCUGACCGGCACCAGACCAGACCUGACGGACGUUCCGCUAGGACAGCCAGCCCUCAAUUUGUUUACAGAUGGGAGCAGUUUCGUCAAAGAUGGGAUUCGGUAUGCGGGAGCAGCGGUAGUCACCAGUUGAGCACAGGCUCUGGGGCAUGGCACAUCAGCACAAAAGGCAGAACUUGUCGCCCUGACACAAGCUCUUCGGUGGGGGAAGGAAAAACCUCUCAACAUUUAUACGGACAGCCGAUACGCUUUCACCACGGCUCAUAUCCAUGGAGCACUAUAUCAGGAGCGAGGGCUGUUAACCUCUGGAGGGAAGGACAUCAAGAAUGCAAAUGAAAUUAUGUCCCUCCUAGAAGCCCUUUGGCUGCCUGAACGAAUAGCUAUAAUUCAUUGCCCUGGGCAUCAACGGGAUGGCUCGGCGGUCUCGCGGGGAAAUAACUUUGCGGAUAGAACCGCAAAGGAGGCUGCCAUGAGACCAGAUAUCGAGCUGGGCAGGAAGUUGCAGUGCUCGGAGACUGAGGCGGGAUGGUUGAAACAUCCCGAUGGAAGGAUCUUCCUUCCCCAAGCAUUGGGGCGGGAUCUUCUUCUCCAGACCCAUCGAGCCACACACUUGGGAAUGGCCUGACUCUGUCAGCUAUUCAGACCCCAUUUCUACCUGCCCGGACUAUCGACUCUGGCCGAUUCCAUAACCUCCGGGUGUGCCUCCUGUGCGAGAGUUAAUGCUGGUCCUAGCCGGCCCUCUAUCACCCCGGGCGUUCGCCAUCGCGGAUCCCAGCCAGGAGAACACUGGGAAAUAGACUUUACUGAGGUAAAACCUACCCAAGGUAGGUAUCGCUAUUUACUGGUCUUCAUCGACACCCAUUCCGGGUGGGUCGAAGCGUUCCCUACAAAGGGAGAGACAGCCUUGACUGUUGCCUGGACUCUCCUGCAUCAAAUUUUACCCAAAUUUGGCGUACCCCUAGCUCUGGGUUCAGAUAAUGGUCCGGCGUUCAUUGCCCAAACUUCCAAAUUGGUAGCUAAAGCUCUAGGAAUUGAUUGGAAGCUGCAUUGUGUGUAUAGACCACAGAGCUCAGGACAGGUAGAGAGGAUGAACAGAACAUUAAAAGAAACCUUAACAAAAUACACUCUUGAAGUUGGCGGCCCCUGGACAGACCUCCUUCCGUUUGCCCUCCUACGCACGCGAUGUUCCCCUUAUAGGAACGGUUUCACACCCUUUGAAAUUAUAUUCGGGCAACUGCCCCCCCUGCUCCCCCGCCUGGCGGAGGAAACGCGCGCCGAGUUGUCUAACCGCAACUUGCUUGAGUCCUUGCAGGCCCUCGAUCGCAUCCGAUACGAUAUCCGCUGCCAGGUUCAGUCCAACAUGGGCGGGACUACCAAGGCUCCGGAGCCCACGGCCGACCCUCCCCCACGCACUGGCCGAAAAACCCCACUGGAUCCACGUGACACAGAAAAAGCCUGCUUCGCCAGUCCUCUCGGAAAAAUGGACGGUGCACCAAACCGGAAACCCUCUGAGGGUCAAGUUGAAAAGGGUCCCUUCUGGGCAGCCUUCCUGAUUCUUCUCGCCCGCCCAAUAGGCUGUCCUCGGCCAAACCCACACCAGCUACUUACCAUGGAAUGGACAUUGCGGACUGAUUGGCAGGUCUCCCCGCCAGUAGCAACCAUCCUGACUCACACCCACGAUGCCUCCCCGGACUUCUGCAUAGAUCUCUGCCAACUCUUUCUGCCCAGGUGGACCAACCCGGGCCUCCUCUCGGUGGACACAAUAGGGGGGGAAUGCCUGUUCUGGGGUCAUGGGUGUAAAACUGAUACCUUAGCAAAGAAACUAUCGCAGGAGCAAUAUUAUGGCUGUCCAUCGGAUGGGAGCCCCGCGUGCGGUGGCGCGCCCAACUUCUACUGA
Messenger RNA from Varanus komodoensis (Komodo dragon), 5037 nucleotides. RefSeq lists its product as uncharacterized. Gene Ontology annotation, biological process: virion assembly; DNA integration; proteolysis. NCBI's taxonomy places the organism in Eukaryota, Metazoa, Chordata, Lepidosauria, Squamata, Varanidae. The record is from RefSeq and is a predicted model, not a curated record. Gene Ontology annotation, molecular function: zinc ion binding; nucleic acid binding; aspartic-type endopeptidase activity.